AUGACGAGCGAGCAUCAACCCCCUAAAUCUGUCUGGAAAAAGUGCGAAUCGGCUCCAGUUGUUAUCAUCUCGGACCCGCUCACGGUCCUACCUCCGGAAAUCGUGCUCCGCAUCCUCGACUUCACACCCGUCUCAGCAUUAGCAUCGCUUACCGCCGUAUCACCGGCCUGGCACCAGUUUAUCGACAAGACACAUCAAGAAGCUAUUUACUCUUCUCCAACUAAGACUUCUCAACCGCAUAAGACCUAUGAGCCACCUGGCCGCGCGCGCGACUUCUCGUUCGUUGAAGACUACACCAGCUUCUCCAAGUUCUUCGACAACCUCACAUCAUGGAAAGAUCUCUGCAGACGGCAAACGCUGCUUGCGCGCAACUGGGCUUUGUCGCAACCUAUCACACGCGAGUCUAUUCUGCAGGUUAACAAUCAUGCGAUAUGGCGGUUCAAAGCAGAUUUCAAGCGCCGCCUUUUUAUCUCGACCUCUCAUGCCGGCGGACUGAAUGUGACUGAUAUGGAUACCGGUCGCAUUUUGUGGCAGCUGCCUUCAAUUCUAGACUCGGAUACUGCAGAUUCUGUUAGACCGUAUGCACAUCUUGAAUACCAAGAUGGGAUGGCGGUGUUUGAUCGCGAAGGGGAUGCGGUGGAAGUUUGGCAGACAGAUCAAGAAGGUACGGCAAGAGGGGAGUUUCGACGCGUCGUUGUUCUAGAUCACGAUUGCCAAACAAGAGGGUUCCAGCUCUCCUACUGGACAUUAGUUGUGGUCUCAGUAGAGGGCCAGGGCUUCGUUUACGACAUGAAGCAGAGCCCACCAAAGCUGACUACACACUUGGAAAUCGAGCAAGACGCUGUGGGUCAUCUGGAUCAGAACGAGGAUGUGGUGGUGUACUCCAUGGGAACAUGUGGUUAUCAUGUGUAUGACAAGAAGUCUGGACAGGCUUUGGGUACGCUACAACCAUCGCAAUGCACGGAAAAAUUCCAUGUUGAACCCCUACCACCUACCGACGCACCUACUUCCAACGCGGCAUUGGCUGCUUUGCGUUAUGGCCGACCAACAAAACGCAUCUUUCCGCCUUCAUCACCGCGUAAAAGCCGCCUGACGCCUAUUCGUCUCGGCAAAGGUCCUCUUCCCAAAACCCCCGACGAUGCAAACAAUGCGGACAACGAUGAAGAUGAAUGGGGCGCCGGUAUGCUAGACCGCGACAGCAACCUCUUUGUAGGCUUCUCGCGUCUCGGCCGCGUUUUCGUGUGCUCAAACCUCCGUAAAGCACUGGAAGACGGGUCCAAGAACUUAGCAAGUCUUAGUCAAAUCCUGGAGUGCGAGUCUGAUGGUUCGAGUUUCGACCUGGGUGGUUGGCUAUCUGUUCGAAAUCAUCGAAUCAUGUUUGAGAUCCAGAACAGGGUGUAUGUCGUUGCGCUCGACAGUAAAAACCUUAUCAGCAUCGAAGAACAAGAUGCUGGGUUGGUAUCCUCAUACGCAUUCCUCACGAGUUCGGCGCCGCAGCUCGCGGUACCUGUCAGUUUUAUGGCACUUUUCGACGACGCUAUUAUGACGACUUAUGCUACGCUCGGUCAACGGCAAGAAGAAGGAGCGGAUGGACGCAUCCGUAUCUUUCCAACAAAAGCAAUUCGCAUCAUCAGCCUCGCGCCUAGCCUCGAAGUUGGAGAUGAUGCAACUAGGGAGGUGGAGAACCCAGCACUUGCAGACUUAUCACAGCAUAUGGAUAGACCUCAAGAUGAGUUACUGCGACUACUGUUGAUGUUCGACGAUGAUCCGAGCGACGAGGACGACAUCACCGGUCUAGAGGAUGAAUGGGUUGAUGAGGAUUAG
Alternaria atra is the source of this 1824-nucleotide messenger RNA. RefSeq lists its product as uncharacterized. The record is from RefSeq and is a predicted model, not a curated record. The transcript is spliced from 2 exons. NCBI's taxonomy places the organism in Eukaryota, Fungi, Ascomycota, Dothideomycetes, Pleosporales, Pleosporaceae. Bases 1 to 1824 code for a protein of 607 amino acids. Gene Ontology annotation, molecular function: protein binding.